AUGGCCUUGCAGUCUUUCCAUCUCUUUCCAUCUCUUCCUACAGAAAUUCGUCGGAUGAUCUACAUUUUCGCCACGCCGCCUCGCGUCGUCCGUAUCAAAGGGGUAGCCGAAGACAAGGACGAGUUUCUGAGGAAUCUCAAUACCAUAGCCUUUGAGCGACGGCUAUGCCCUUCCCUGACACAUUUCGCUCACCACUGGCGCGGUUAUAUUCCCAAGAAUUUCAGACAUCCAACGCUCAAGGGCUUCGGGUUUACGGGCGCCCGGCCACGCUACCAACCGUGGGAGCUGUCAGAUGCUACACCGGAAAUCAGUAUAAAGUGGCUGGCUGAGGAACCGAGGCUAGCAUGGGUGAUGCUCCGCGAAAGCUACAUGUACAGCGACACAUCAAUCCCAGCACUACUGCACGUCUGCCGUGAAUCGCGCAAGGAGUUGGAAAGGCUCGGAUACGAGCUUGCCUUUCGAACUCGCCUACAGGGCCCUCGAACAUGGUUCAAUUUCAAGGGCGACGUGAUGUACAUCACUAGAGUCAGGCAAAGCCUGCAGGGUUUAGAAAAUGAUUUGGAAAGCGAUUCAGAAGGUGACAUGAUUCUCAGUGGCAACAUGAUUUACGAUGUCGGGCAGUUCCAUCCGUGUGAUCUAACCAGGGUGAAGAGAUUAGCCUUAGAAGGGGGCGGUCCACUCUUAUUCCCGUUUCGUAGACAGUUAUCCUUGAUAAGUACGGUGUCCAGUAUCUUGAGCCUCUUCGGACACCUAAGUGAGCUGCUGCUUAGCGAAUGGGAGGAAGAAGAUAUCGCCCGUUGGAAGGAGCUAGGACCUCAUUGGGAAGGGAACCUGUUCAACUCGAUUAAUCAGCGCGAGCACCGAUGCUGCUUGGCUGUUGAGGAGAUCGAUGCUUUACAUUCGAUCGUCUUUCCUGAUGGUUGUCGCAAUGACUUAGGGUCCGUUGGGCAAGUUGCCGAAAUACUUAAAGCCUAUCAGCAACACAUGGGGAGCAGUUUCCGCUACUUUGAACACCGACAAGAUGUCAUCGAGCGAGACCUUACCGCAGCGAGGGAUGCCAUGAUUACACUAGGCCCUCACAUACCCGUCCUCCGAGAUCCCUGGCCAAUCCCCAAGGUUCGCGCCGUACACACUCUACCAGAAUCCAUGGCCGAACGAAUGCGCCUUGAGCGCCAGGUUGCGUGGGAAAGGCUCUACCAAAUGAACAGAGACUGGAGAAAAGCUAUAGAGGGUGACCCGACCAACACUUACUCAAGGGACAGGGCCAUGACACCUCAGCUAGAAAUGGCAGAUAGUCCGCCAUUCAGCUGGCAGACAGACGACCACGACGGGUAUUCAGACACUGUAGUCUUUAGCAUCUACUCGGAUGAGCAGAUUGAAAGUGAUACUUUACUAUGGGGUCGAUAUCGUCCGAAGUCCUGGUGGACACAGAAAGGAGUAGUUUCGAAGCCAGGGCAUGAGAUCCUGCUCUAAUGUCAUACCCAGAGUUAAUUUAAUUUCGGGAUAUGUACUUGCGUGAGGGGCUUCUUAUCUCACAAUAUCAAGACAAUUCCUACUACC
Molecule: messenger RNA, 1560 nt
Organism: Aspergillus melleus
Lineage: Eukaryota; Fungi; Ascomycota; Eurotiomycetes; Eurotiales; Aspergillaceae
Product: 2EXR domain-containing protein
Exons: 1
Coding region: 1-1473 (490 amino acids)
Source: RefSeq, a predicted model, not a curated record